CCGGUGCGCGUGGUUCGACCUGUCGCGUCGUUCUCUCUCGCUAAGCGAUCGAAGUGCAGUGCUCACCAAGGAUCGAUCGGAUUGAGUAACAAUGACAAUGCGGUGCCGGGCGUCGUCAAUCGUCGUCACAAUCGCGCUUCUGAUUGUCCUGCUGGAUGGUGCAAUUGGCAAGCUGCGGGUCGUCUACCGAUGGAAGCAAAUCGAUUAUGAAUGGCCGAGCAAUGACAUUAAGAGGCUCUUCCCAGAUUACAAGCAGGAGGACAAUUUGCCCUUGGGUUUAGAGGUGGCUGGUGAUCGGCUAUUUAUCACAGUGCCGAGAUGGAGACAAGGGGUUGCUGCAAGUCUCAAUUAUAUUCGACUUAACGACACCCGCGAAUCACCACCUCUAAUUCCGUAUCCUUCUUGGGAGGCUCAUCAGUACGGUGCUGCCGGCGUGCCAGAGAUCGUUUCAACGUUUCGUGUGCGCGCCGAUCGUUGCAACAGACUUUGGGUCCUGGAUACAGGACUGACAGACAUCCUGGGUAGCCCUGAGCAACAGGCGCCGCCGGCGUUGAUUGUCUACGACCUGAUGACUAAUCGCAUGCUGCGCAAAUACGUGAUACCGUCCGAGCAAAGGACCACUGAUUCCCUGUUCGCCAACAUCGCUGUCGAGGAUUACUCAUGUGAGGACUCGUAUGGUUACCUGGGCGACCUCGGCGGUCCAGGUCUUGUUGUCUACUCCUGGAACCUCCGCAAGUCUUGGCUUGUCAAGCACCAUUCUUUCCAUCCAGAUCCGAUGGGCGGAGAAUUCAAAGUGUCAGGAAUAUCAUUUCAAUGGAAUGACGGCCUGUUCGGGAUGGCUCUCGCGCCGACUGGUGACGGCUACAGCACCAUGUACUACCAUCCACUCUCUAGCGGCAUGGAAUUUUCCGUUAGUACAAGGUUGUUACGCGAUGCUCAGCGUGCCAGUGUUGCGGAAACGUCUCAUGAAUUCCAAACGCUGGGCUCGCGCGGACCUAACGGUCAGAGUAGCGUCAGCUUCCUGGAUCCGAAGACCGGAAUUCUUUUUUACGCGCUGACGAAUCUAAACGCUAUCGCUUGUUGGAAACCGCAAAAUAAAUUUACCGUACAGCAACAAGGCUACGUUUAUCAGGAUAAUGUUACCAUGGUUUUCCCCAAUGAUCUUAAGAUCGAUCGAAACGGCAACUUGUGGAUUCUCUCUGACAGACUGCCCAUCUUCAUGUACUCGCAAUUGGACCUACAUGAUUAUAACUUUAGGAUACUUAUGGGGUCAACCGAGCAACUCAUCAUGGGCACGGUUUGCGAUUCGACAUCGCCUUUCACCACAACGACGAUAUACGAUCACAGAGAUCACAUGGAUCACAUGGAUCACAUCAAUAAUCGCAUUGAUCACAAAGAUCACACGAUGAGUUUGACGCCCAGAAUCGGGAACUCGGCCGGUUUCAUAAAGAUAGAGAUCGCGACUAUGCUGUUGCUAACAUGCCUCAGUAAAGCUCUCAUUUAUAAACGAAAUUUAUUUAACCGUAUUACUUCUGCAUGUGCAAAAAUUAUCGCCCUAAAUACACCGUUUACCAUACUUAAACUUUUAUUUUUUAUUUAUGUAGGCGAAAUCAGAAAAAUCUUUAAUAUGCCGAAAAGUAGUACAAUACCUGGUAUGGUUUACCUGCCGGCGAGAGAAAACCCUUCAAAAACCGCGAUGGAUUUUCUCAAUGCUAGGAAAAAAGUUGACGGGGCAGAAGGAUUGUGGAGAAUUGAAAACAAACUUUAUGAUUUGGAAACCUUCGUGAAAUCACAUCCAGGUGGAUCUGAAUGGCUACGGCUCACGAAAGGAACCGAUAUCACUGAGUUGUUCGAGGCCCACCACAUCACCGACAAGGCUGAACGGCUCCUGCCAAAAUUUUACGUUCGAGAAGCCGCAACACCACGGUCAGUGCCCUUGACUUUUUUGCCGGACGGCUUCUAUCGUACAUUCAAGAGACGAGCAGUCGAAGCUUUGAAGAAUGUCGAUUUUCAUAAACCGUCAACAACGACGAAUCUCAUCAUCGAUUCCUUAGCGACUACGACUUUCGUGCUGAGUCUCGUAGCCGCCCUCGUUCACUCUUAUGCUAUUCUGAUUCUUGCCAGCCUUUUUUUAACAUGGACGACCGUUGCAGCACACAAUUAUUUCCACAUGAGAGACAAUUUUCGUAUGUACUACUUCGAUCUGAGUAUGCUAUCUUCGAAAAAUUGGCGCAUCACGCACGCAAUGAGUCACCACAUGUACCCCAACACCAUAUGGGAUUACGAGAUGUACGUGGUCGAGCCGUUUCUACAAUGGUACCCUCGAAAGGAUAAAUCCUACUUAACGGGAAUGAUAAGCAAGAUUAUCAGUCCCUUUGUCUGGAUGUUAUUGUUCGUUGUGGAAGGCAUAAAACGAUACUAUUUAGUGUACACGGAGUAUGGGGUUUUCGAAUUUCGUGAUUUCGUGCCAUUCUUACUGCCUAUAUCGAUGAGUUUGGUAGCGCCCAAGAUUUUUAUUGCUUUCAAGCUGUGGUUCAUGAUGUUGCUGAUAAGUAGCACCAUGUUUGGUUUAAUCGGCUUCAACGCGGCCCAUCAUCAUCCUGAUAUCUUUCACGAUGGCGAUGUCUACAGAAAUGACUUGGACUGGGGAUUACUCGAGAUAGACGCCGUACGUGAUCGUAAAGUAAUCGACGACUCGAUCUUCCUAGUUAUGACGAACUUCGGCUCGCACACAUUGCACCAUCUGCUACCCAUCGUGGACCAUCACUAUUUACCAUUAUGCGUGCCUGCUUUCCUGAAGACGUGCGAGGAAUUCAACGUCAGCUCGGAGAAGUGGACGCAAUGGGACCUUCUGAAAGGACAAUUCAAUCAACUCACGCGCACUGACGUGAAGAAGAAUUACAGAGAGUGCUCAUCUUCAACGAAAUAGCGUGCUCAAUCGCGGAUGUUGAAAUUAUUAUGUGCAUUACGUAUAAUUUUUUACAUAUCAAUUUGCAAGCAUGAACUUCGGGUGAAUAUGUUCCAUACAACGCAUUUUAUACAAGAUACAUCCUAAGAUCCUUAAGACAAUCAGAGAAUAUACGACAUCUUUUGGACGUCUUUAGGACGUUCCUUAGAGGUAUGUGCUGUAUAGGAUGUAAAUGAAAUAAUUAAAGUGGUUAAAUUAUGCUAGAUAAGUUUUUUAUGAGUUGAAAUGAAAAUCGAAUUUAGAUAUUGUAUGUAUAUAAAGUAGAAAAGUAAACUGAUAAUGAUAAUUCUAUUUUAUUUCGAGAAACAAAAUAUUUGCAGGAAUAGUAUCACCACGUAAAGAUCUAUUAAAGCCAAAAAUUAUUUUUUACGAUUAUUUUCUACGAUUGUAUUAUAUUAUACUA
This is a messenger RNA of Cyphomyrmex costatus, 3371 nucleotides long. RefSeq lists its product as uncharacterized. The record is from RefSeq and is a predicted model, not a curated record. Gene Ontology annotation, biological process: lipid metabolic process. Bases 92 to 2929 code for a protein of 945 amino acids. NCBI's taxonomy places the organism in Eukaryota, Metazoa, Arthropoda, Insecta, Hymenoptera, Formicidae. Gene Ontology annotation, molecular function: heme binding. The transcript is spliced from 11 exons.